CUCCGCCAGAGUAGCCACAUUGAUACGUUGGCUUUUGGCGAGAUACCUCUGCUUAUAGGCCAAUCAAGUUCACUUCUUCGCUUACGUAGUUUGUUCCGGUUUAGUUGAUAAAUUUUGUAUUUUCUCGCGUUUUUCUGGCGAUUUUUUCUGUUCUAAUUUGUCAACUUGGGUAAAAAUGGCUGCUUUAGCUCAGCUGAUUAAAUCUACCGUCCGUCCGGCAUGCCGUGCACUAUCCUCGAAGGCUGCUCCAGCUGUGGAGACUUCAGCCCUGGGGCCCAGCUUUGCCCUGAGUGAUGAACAGCGGGAAAUAGUGGACAUGACGAAGAAGUUCGUCCGGGAGGAAAUUAUCCCGGUGGCCGCUCAGUACGACAAAACUGGCGAAUACCCAUGGCCAAUCAUAAAGCGAGCCUGGGAGCUGGGCUUGAUGAACAACCACGUUCCAGCGGAAAUUGGGGGUACUGAUAUGUCCAUCAUGACCAGUUGUCUAAUUGCCGAAGAACUGGCCUACGGGUGCACGGGCAUUAUGACGGCUCUCGAAGCCAGUGGUCUUGGACAAACACCUGUAAUAUUAGCCGGUAAUGAUGCGCAGAAGAAAAAAUAUCUUGGCCGACUGCUGGAGCAACCACUUGUGGCGGCUUACUGUGUGACCGAACCGGGAGCCGGUUCGGAUGUGAAUGGUGUGAAAACACGUGCCGAGAAGAAGGGUGACGAAUGGAUCAUCAAUGGGCAGAAAAUGUGGAUCACCAAUGGUGGUGUUGCCAACUGGUACUUCGUCUUGGCUCGUACCAAUCCGGACCCCAAAUGUCCAGCGUCGAAAGCAUUCACCGGAUUUAUCGUGGAACGAGAAACUCCUGGUCUAACGCCGGGUCGCAAAGAGCAAAAUAUGGGCCAACGUGCCUCCGAUACCCGCGGCAUCACAUUCGAAGACGUUCGAGUUCCCAAAGAAAACGUACUGAUCGGUGAGGGAGCUGGUUUCAAGAUUGCGAUGGGUACUUUCGAUAAAACACGACCCCCGGUGGCUGCGGGUGCUGUAGGACUAGCCCAACGUUGCCUGGAUGAGGCCCUCAAAUAUUCACUGGAACGUAAGACCUUUGGCGUUCCAAUUGCAGCCCAUCAGGCAGUUUCCUUUAUGCUGGCUGAUAUGGCAAUCGGUGUCGAAACCGCUAGAUUAAUUACGAUGAAGUCCGCCUGGGAGGUUGAUCAGGGCCGAAGAAAUAGCUACUAUGCCUCCAUUGCCAAGUGCUACGCAGCAGACAUGGCCAACAAGGUGGCGUCCGAUGCGGUACAGGUCUUUGGCGGAAACGGGUUCAACACCGAGUAUCCAGUGGAGAAGUUGAUGCGGGAUGCCAAGAUUUAUCAAAUCUACGAGGGUACAUCGCAGAUUCAGAGAUUGAUCAUUUCGAGAAACAUGAUGGAAAUUGCAAAGGGAAAGUUGUGAUGAGUGGAUAGAUCGAUAUAGAUUUAAGAGUAUUUGUUUUUUGUUACUCCACUAUUUGAAAGUUUUUGGUGCAAGUAAAGUAUAGAAUUUUUUUAUGAAAAAAAAACAACAGGCGACGUUGUAAUAAACUGGAUGCUUGAGUAUAGAUAUUAAAAGUUAUUUCUUUUUUUAGGUAUGUCAACUUUUUUUAUUUGUAAUAAAACAGUGCAUCACGUAAAUAAAAUAAAGAUUUAACAAACACA
Wyeomyia smithii (pitcher-plant mosquito) is the source of this 1680-nucleotide messenger RNA. Its product is annotated as medium-chain specific acyl-CoA dehydrogenase, mitochondrial-like. Gene Ontology annotation, molecular function: flavin adenine dinucleotide binding; medium-chain fatty acyl-CoA dehydrogenase activity. The coding region runs from base 176 to 1438 and encodes 420 amino acids. Gene Ontology annotation, cellular component: mitochondrion. The transcript has 4 exons. Gene Ontology annotation, biological process: medium-chain fatty acid catabolic process; fatty acid beta-oxidation. NCBI's taxonomy places the organism in Eukaryota, Metazoa, Arthropoda, Insecta, Diptera, Culicidae. The record is from RefSeq and is a predicted model, not a curated record.